AUUGAACUGUCUGAUUGAUGCUGAUCUGACGGGUGAGAGAGGGGGUGGCGAGGGCGUGAGGGAUGACAGUCUGCGUGAUGUCUGUGUGUUUGUGGCAGAUCUGUCACUCAAGGACUGCUGCUCUCAAUCUCGUCUGCGGCAGCGGGAUGAACCAAUCCCCGGGAUGCUUCACCGGCAUGUCCAGUGCCUGGCGAUGGCUGACAGGGCUGUUCACGGUGAGGCCAGCGAAGGCAGAAGCACCGCAUGCACAACUGAUGCCUGUCUGUUGGCGUUGAUUGCAGAUGUCGGCUGCUGCUCCUGACGGGGCUGGCACUUGUAGCACAUCAUCGGCUGCGUCUGCUGCCAAUGGUAACCCAACAUGUUCGCUGCAGAAAGACACACGGUUGCCGAUACACCUAAUAACACUGUGUGUGUGUGUGUGUGUGUGUGUAAUGGUCACAGGCGGCAAUCAGCGAGAGGGCGUUUCGUUCGCUGCCCUCCCUGCUGAAGUGACGCCGGCCAUCGCUGAGUGCCUCAGCAGCUAUGCCGACCUGUGUGCCUUCCGCCGCAUCGACAAGGGCCGCCAUGGCACACUCACCCCCACCGUCCUGCUGCCCAUUCUGCAGCGUCUGUUGGUCGUCCUGCCCUCCGCUGUCGGCCUCGGUUCUCUCGUCGUGUGUCUAAUCCCCCAGCUGCCGCUCCCUGAGGCACUCAGUCACGGCUGCUGCAUAACAGCACUCAUCAAAGAGCUUAGCCGGCGGCUGUGGAUGAUGGAGAGGGGCGGCAGCUGGGCCAGAUGGAAACCUGUGCUGGAGAUGCUGUAUCUGCUGAGAGGCAAGAGGCCACUGGUGCUGGGGGAUGACAACUUCGGCGUCUUCGGCAGCCGGGCGGCCUUCAUGAGGGAGACGGAGACGAUCCGCCAGUGGAAGAUGCUGAGCUGGGGGGUCACUAUUGGUUCCCAUCAGAGACCCCUGAUGGAUGGCGACAAGAUUCGCGACCGCUCGUUUGGCUAUCGUCUCCCCACCCUCCUCACCAAACCCAGCCCCCAUUUCCCCCAUGACACAUUCGACCCCGCCGACCCGCCCACCGACGACUGCGGCACUUAUGCCACCUACACUUCAAUGGCUGCCUUUGUCCUGCGCGGCUGGCUUGGUGACGGCGGCCACACCAGUUGCGCCAGAUACUGGCUGUCCGACCGUUUCACUUCUGCUGCAUCCCGGCGUGUGAGUGAGCUGCUGGCGGCCCCUCCCAGCGAUGUGGCACAAUGGGGGGCGACCGUAUUCGACAAGAGGCCGGGAUGGCAUUAUCGGCUGGUGGUGUUCGGCAGUGAGGCGAUGGGCGAGGGGGACAUGGCAGUCAUCGAGCUGACGGCUUCGGGGGAUCUGACGGAUUCGGGGGAUUGGACGAUGGGAGCUUGGCGCCUUGUGCACAUCUACACGACCGAGUCGGCCCCCCACGACCAGACGCGCUCUGUCGUGAUGCGAGUGCUGGGGGACCACCUGGGGGGCAUGGUGUGGCGAAGAGAGAGAGAGACGUGAAUGGGCGGCACGGUAGAUGGAGUACGGUGUGCUUGACUGAGGGUGAGGCAGGCAGGCAGACAGACAGACAGACAAGCAACGGCUUUCCCUCUCUCUCUCUCUGCCUGUAUGCGACCUGCGGGUGCGUCUGCGGUGCGGUGCUUUGCCUUGCCUUGCCUUGCCUUGUGUUGACUCUCUCUAGUGUGGAUGGGCUGGCAUGUGUGAGGCUAGCGUAUGGCGUGACUUGCGUGCUCAUCGCGUGUGCCUUGGCUGACUGAUACGUAUCAGUAGCAAGCAGUGAUUCAACUCUUCGUGUGUGCACUCAUUUAUGUGUGAGUGGACGCAUUGGGUUGAGACGACGGUCGUACGUCUUGCCUUUGUGAUGGGACAAGGCUGAUGUUUUUUCGUCGGUGCGCCUUUCUUUGUUCCUCCACCCUCAUGCGCCGAAGUGAUGUUCCGAUGGAGGAGCGCCAGGCUUAGCUCUGUGUGUGUGUGUUGUGAACGAAUGGAGACCAACUCAUACAGAUGUCUGAAUCCAGUGUCUGC
Messenger RNA from Vitrella brassicaformis, 2042 nucleotides. NCBI's taxonomy places the organism in Eukaryota, Vitrellaceae. The record is from the annotation of a GenBank genome assembly.